AUGUCCCGCAGCGCGGCGGCCAGCGGUGGACCCAGGAGGCCUGACCAGCAUCUGCCCCCAGCCCCCUGUGGGGCCUUGGGGCCCCCUGCAACCUCCAGGACGGAGCCAGACGGCGCAGGCACCAUGAACAAGUUACGUCAGAGCCUGCGGCGGAGAAAGCCAGCCUAUGUACCUGAGGCCUCGCGCCCGCACCAAUGGCAGGCGGACGAGGACGCAGUACGGAAGGGCACGUGCAGCUUUCCGGUCAGGUACCUGGGCCACGUGGAGGUGGAGGAGUCCCGGGGGAUGCAUGUGUGUGAAGAUGCUGUGAAGAAGUUGAAGGCGAUGGGCCGGAAAUCUGUGAAGUCUGUCCUGUGGGUGUCAGCCGAUGGGCUCCGAGUGGUGGAUGACAAGACCAAGGACCUGCUGGUAGACCAGACCAUUGAGAAGGUUUCCUUUUGUGCUCCUGACCGCAACCUGGACAAGGCUUUCUCCUACAUCUGCCGUGACGGGACCACUCGACGCUGGAUCUGCCACUGUUUCCUGGCCCUGAAGGACUCUGGUGAGAGGCUGAGCCACGCCGUGGGCUGCGCUUUCGCGGCCUGCCUGGAACGAAAACAGAGGCGUGAAAAGGAAUGCGGGGUCACAGCCGCCUUCGAUGCCAGCCGCACCAGCUUCUCCCGCGAGGGCUCCUUCCGCUUGUCUGGAGGCGGGCGGCCCACAGAGCGUGAGGCUCCAGACAAAAAGAAAGCAGAGGCAGCAGCAGCCCCCACUGUGGCUCCAGGCCCUGCCCAGCCUGGACAUGUAUCUCCGACACCAGCCACCACGUCCCCUGGCGAGAAGGGUGAGGCAGGCACCCCGGUGGCUGCGGGCACCACUGCAGCUGCCAUCCCCCGGCGCCAUGCCCCUCUGGAGCAGCUGGUUCGCCAGGGCUCCUUCCGUGGGUUCCCCGCGCUCAGCCAGAAGAACUCACCUUUCAAACGGCAGCUGAGCCUGCGGCUGAACGAGCUGCCUUCCACACUGCAGCGCCGGACUGACUUCCAGGUGAAGGGCACAGUGCCUGAGAUGGAGCCUCCGGGUACCGGUGACAGUGAUGGCAUCAAUGCUCUGUGUACACAGAUCAGCUCGUCUUUUGCCAGCACAGGGGCACCAGCAGCAGGUCCACCACCUGCUCCAACAGGGACUUCUGCCUGGGGCGAGCCCUCCGUGGCCUCUGCAGCUACCUUCCAGCCCGGGCACAAGCGGACACCUUCAGAGGCUGAGCGAUGGCUGGAGGAGGUGUCCCAGGUGGCCAGGGCCCAGCAGCAGCAGCAGCAGCAGCAAGGAGCCUCGGUGCCCCCUGUGCCCACCAUGCUUCCCUCCCUGCAGCCCUUCCCCGCCCCAGUGGGGCCCUUUGACACAGCACCUGCGCAGGUGGCCGUGUUCCUGCCGCCCCCACAUAUGCAGCCCCCCUUUGUGCCCGCCUACCCAGGCCUGGGCUACCCACCCAUGCCCCGGGUACCUGUGGUGGGCAUCACACCCUCCCAGAUGGUGGCCAAUGCCUUCUGCUCAGCUGCCCAGCUCCAGCCCCAGCCCGCCACCCUGCUUGGGAAAGCUGGGGCCUUCCCACCCCCUGUUGUGCCCAGUGCCCCUGGAGGUCAGGCCCACCCACGCCCCAAUGGGGCCCCCUGGCCCCCUGAGCCAGCACCUGCCUCGGCCCCUGAGCUGGACCCCUUCGAGGCCCAAUGGGCAGCGUUAGAAGGUAAAUCCACCACAGAGAAGCCUGCCAACCCCUUCUCUGGUGACCUGCAGAAGACCUUCGAGAUUGAACUGUAG
Orycteropus afer afer is the source of this 1794-nucleotide messenger RNA. It is a transcript of the gene NUMBL, whose product is annotated as NUMB like endocytic adaptor protein. Bases 1 to 1794 code for a protein of 597 amino acids. The transcript has 10 exons. The record is from RefSeq and is a predicted model, not a curated record. Lineage: Eukaryota; Metazoa; Chordata; Mammalia; Tubulidentata; Orycteropodidae.